AAUUUGUAACCUACAGCUAAUCUACCAUAAUAAACCCUGUCUCCUCUUACGCAAAUCGACUCACAAAUGCCUAUUAUCUUUACCAGCCCACUUUGUAAGCCUAAUUGUGCUGUCAAUGUGAUCCAAAGACGUUGAAUGCCAAAAUAAUUCUUAUGCCUCGGACAAAGUAUCACAAAUUCCGGGGCGGCGAACGAUGCGACGAGUGUGGCGCUCGCCAAUGGUUUGCGCAAGAUGCCCUGCGGUAUUGCCGAAAUGGUCACCGUCUUGAGGGUUUUGUGAAUCAUGAGGGUGAUGAGGACGCUUUUGGCACCCAGGGUCGCGUGUCACGGAAGAAGAAAGAGACCCGUCGCAAAGUCGCCGUCAAGCUUGCGGGUGACGAUGGCCGCGAGUUAUACCUCGAGGUCCUUCAACUGAUUCUUAUCCGUCAGGUACAAUGGCUUGUUGACACUCAGGGCUUCCCUGACGAUUUCACGGAAUUGGUGAGGGCACUAUGGACACUACGUGUGCGUGAUCUACCUUUGCGGAGGCGCGAGAGCGGUACGGAAGGCAGAGCAGGUAAAGGAUACGAGUCGGAAGGAGGCGCCUCGUCGGCUUGGUUCAGUUCCCAGGGCGAAUCCACUGAUGUCGAUUUCUCGGAUGCAACAACGGCCACGCUGAAUGCGCGGAAGCGAUGGCCGUUACCGCAACUCAUCGAUACUCUCGCACUAUGCUAUCUCGGUUGCUUAGUUAGACAACUACCAGUUUCAACGGCAGAUUUUUAUAUUUGGGCACAGAAGGGAGAUCUAGAAUUUCUAUCCGCCCUGAAUCGAAUACCUCGCAACGUGCGUGAUCGUUUACCUCCCGAGUUCCAUUCUGCGUUACAGGUGCGAGACCACAUCCCAGCUGGACGGUUACAGAAUGCGGUUCAGCGCUUGGUCAAAUCAUUCAAAUUGAACUACGAUAUGACAAUUCCUCCGCUGAACUAUGUUCCCAUAAUACUUCGUUUCAUCACGGAUCUAGUUCUACCAGUCGACGUAUAUAUCGCCGCUAAAUGUAUCGGGGAAAUCCUCAAAGCGGAGUUUUGCUAUCCCUCUCAAGGCGAUAAGAAGCUACGUACAAUGGACAAUCCUGAAGUUUUGCUCAUGUGCUUGGUCGUUGUCUCCACGAAAUUGCUCUAUUCUCUCGAUGGAGUUGAGCGGCUUCCAAUAAGCCAGCUAGACCCAAGACAGACGAAGAUUGACUGGCAAAGUUGGCGGAAUAUAGUAGCAGAAAAGCCUGUGAAGGAACACGGUUAUUUGACACCAGGGGAGGAAUACAAGGUUACGAACGAUGACGUGAUGAAUAUGGAUAAGGCGAAGCUUGAUGACUAUAUGGAUUGGUUUGAAAGGAUGUGGCUACAUAACAGAGAGCCUCAAACAACUGAAAGGGUACGAGAUCUAUUUGAGCAGAAGAGGAGCUCGGCCACAAUAGACCAAUCUGAAGAUCUCAAGAGCCAAGGCGAUCAAAUCAAGGAAAAAUACGACAAGCUUAGUGAAGCAAUCGAAGUAGUCGAUGCGACGACCGAUUUUUCAGAAAAUGUAAAGACUGAGCCAAGAAACCUAUGCCCAAUUUGGCGCCGGGAGGUAGACUUGCCAGAUGCCGCGAAAGUCUUGUACAGCAAAGCAGCAGAACUGGCUGCCAUACCACUGGCAACAUUGAUACGCGGUUCGAUGCAAGUUGAAAGGCAGAUAGAGCUUUGGUGCAUCCAACAAAAUGAAGGGAAAGGGUAAAGAAAGAGUCAGUAAUUGAUAUUGAGGACUAUCUAAAGACCUAUUGGACAAAUGAGAUGGGCGAAUCCGUACACAUCCAAUGUCUAGAAUGUGAGAUCAAGGGAUCCCUAACCUCUCUUUAUGUAUCUAGGUACAUCCGGUUGAUAAUAUGCCUAUAACCAUACCUGCG
Xylaria bambusicola is the source of this 1917-nucleotide messenger RNA. RefSeq lists its product as uncharacterized. Gene Ontology annotation, cellular component: RNA polymerase I core factor complex; RNA polymerase transcription factor SL1 complex. Gene Ontology annotation, molecular function: RNA polymerase I core promoter sequence-specific DNA binding. The transcript has 4 exons. The coding region runs from base 153 to 1748 and encodes 531 amino acids. Lineage: Eukaryota; Fungi; Ascomycota; Sordariomycetes; Xylariales; Xylariaceae. The record is from RefSeq and is a predicted model, not a curated record. Gene Ontology annotation, biological process: RNA polymerase I preinitiation complex assembly; nucleolar large rRNA transcription by RNA polymerase I.